Molecule: messenger RNA, 1780 nt
Organism: Drosophila ficusphila
Lineage: Eukaryota; Metazoa; Arthropoda; Insecta; Diptera; Drosophilidae
Gene: Camp
Exons: 4
Coding region: 58-1584 (508 amino acids)
Source: RefSeq, a predicted model, not a curated record
CAACGUUAAAGUGGCUUCUUUGCUCUCGGUGAAAAAAAAAACAUUUUAGCCGUUUAAAUGGCUCUGACAAUUACAAAGUUUCGAAAUUCGAGUGGCGUAGCAGCACCGAACGUGGUAUUCCGCCCAAAAACAGCGGAUCCGCAGCCAGUAACUAAGAAACCCUUCGCGAAACUCGAGGCGGGAAAUGCCACAGUGAAGAUCACUUCUGGAGGUAUCGUGGUCAAUAAAAUACCAGCUCUCAUAAGACCAAGUAUGAAGAGAGCAACAACAUCAACAACAACAUCUCCAGCUGGCACAGUGGGAUUUCCAAGCCUCAAGACGCCAAAGUAUGUAAUUCAGGCAGGUCCAAGCGGAUCCUCCGGCAACCAACUGCAGGUGAUAUCGAGGAAAGAUUCUCAAAGCCUGGGAGUGGCCAUCAGUUCACUGCCGCCGAACACAAUCAUCAAGGCCACAACGAGACCAGUCCAAGCUCCUUCCGUAACACCAGCUUCAUCUACAGUUACUUCGGCAUCGUCAACACCGAGGAGUUCCCGGAGUGCUGUCCACUCCACGCCAACUGUGGCGGCUGAUUCCAGAGUUUCCUCCGCCGUGCGACAAGCUGUUUUCAUAAAGCGAGAACUUCCCCAGCCGCAGAGGAGCAUGAGGAGUUUGACUUUGGCUUCGGUGGAACAAGCACCUCUCCUUCAUUUGGGUGUGGCUCCAGAGCACAUGUCACUGCUGAAGCGGCUCAUCUGUAGAAGUGCCAAUAUCACACACCUGGACUGUUGUAUUACCUUAAGGAAACUCCGUCAGAAUGAACCUUUCGCUUUGCUAGCCGAGCACUUUGAGCUAAGCGAAUCGGAUCUCGAGGACUCUUUCAAACGAACGCUUAUAAAACUGGCUCGCUAUUUGCGACCCCUGAUCCGCUGGCCGGAUGUACGGCAAUAUAACGUACGGUUUAAGCACACGCCAUUGGACUACCGGGCCAAUCUGCUGCAUGUCCGCUCUCUAAUCGAGUGUGUGGAAACGGAUGUGGCACUGAAUUUAGGAUUGGGCAGCGACAGCUACAAGUUCAUAUUGUGCAUCAAUACAAAUGGUAUUAUCAGUUACGUGUCUAGUGCCUUUCCCGGCAAUUGCGACGAUCUCCAGUUGUUUGAGGCCAGCAGAUUUCGAGACGUCAUCCCCAAGUACCUAACCUUGUGCGCCGAGCCCGGCAAAGCAGUGCCUCGUGCUCGACGAACGGGUAUGGAGGAGCCCCACGACUCGGCGGAUGAGGAUGACUACCAGCCGGCGGAGGAACCAAAGCGAUCCCUUAGCAAAUUCGAGGCCCAACGUUUAGGCGGGCAGCUAGCAAACCAGCAGUCUCUUACCGUUGUAGAUGGUACGCUCACCUCGAAGCGAGCUUCGUCUGUCCAGCUGCCCACCCUGAAGGCCCAAGAACCUGCCUGCAGAGCCCAAAUGCGCGACAUGAUCGAUUGCUUGAGGGAAUUCAGGGUGCUCGGUCACUCUGCUAUUCAGCAAAAAUCGUUGCUGGGAUAUAUUGAUGAAAUGAUUGUAGUGGCUGCAGCCCUUUGUAACCUUAGACGACAGGAGUUGCACUUUUAAUUUAAAAUAUUUCGUGGACAGUAUAAUGGCCUGUUUUAAGGCCAGUAAGCUGUGUUUCUCUGUUAAUAAAAAUGUAACUUUAAUAAUGUAGACGCAAGCAAAACUUUUCAAUUAUAAUCUUAAGUUAUAAAACAAUGUUCGAUUUCUAAAGGCAAUAAAUCCGUUAAAUACUUUUUAUACAAAUAAUUUGAACAUA